CCGGAAGCACGCAGCUGUCGAGAUGUUGUGUAACGGCGGCGGUAGGGUGGUCUGUGCCUCCCAAGACAAAAGAAGUGUGUUUUAAUUAGUUUCAUUUGUUGAUCGCCAGCUGAGGAGGCAGAAUGGAGUCGGUAGAGUCGGCGGAAGUGGCCGGUUCGGGUCCAGAUCCGGAAGUGCCGGCUAAAAGCCAACCGGCGGAGCUUUCUGCGGCGAUGCGGGCGAAAAUCGAGAGGAACCGCCAGCGAGCCUUAAUGCUCCGGCAAGCCCGGCUGGCGAGCCGCCCUCUGGCCGCCGGAGAGGGCGCCACCUCGGCCAAAGUGUCCAAGACCAUCGACUCCGGAGCCGGGUUCUUCAUCGAGGAAGAUGAGGACGGAGAGGAGGAAGAGGGCGUCCAGAAGAAGGUGGUGCAUCAGCCAGCUCCGGUAAUCGAGCCAGACUACCUGGUGUGUGACGACUGUGACAAACCCUUCAUGGACUCUUAUCUCAGCAACAGCUUUGACCUGUCUGUCUGCGACAAGUGCAGAGACAAUGAGAAGCACAAGCUGGUGUCCCGCACCGAGGCCAAGCAGCACUACCUGCUGAAGGACUGCGACCUGGACAAGAGAGAGCCUCCACUCAAGUUCAUCCUGAAGAAAAACCCCCACAACUCUCGCUGGGGAGACAUGAAGCUCUACCUCAAACUGCAGGUGGAGAAGAGGUGUAUGGAGGUGUGGGGCUCGGAGGAGGCUCUCGAGGAGGCCAGAGAAACGAGGGAGGAGAACAGAGAGGUGCAGAAACAGAAGCGCUUCAACAAGAAGGUCAAAGAGCUGCGCAGGGCGGUGCGAAGCAGCAUGUGGACCAAAAACACCAGCGUUCACCAGCAUCAGUACGGCCCCGAGGAGGUGGUCGACGCAGAGGAGGACCUCUACAAGAAAACCUGCACCACCUGUGGACAUGAACUGACCUACGAGAAGAUGUAGAUUACACACACACACACACACACACACACACACUGGCUGUUACAGGCUUAUUAAAUUGUAUCCAUAAUGCUGGAUGAAGGUUUCUGUUGCUUCUGUGGGGAGCAUCUGAGAUCCAAACCCAUCAAACUACCUCUAAAUGGAAACCCUCAAGCAACUUGUUCCCCUGGAUCUUGAAAGUUUUUUUUUUUUCGACACGCUCCCAUUCAUUCCAAAUGUCUUUUUCUCCCUCAUCUGUGCUUCUCCUCUCAUUUUUUCUCUCCGUUCUCCUCAUCACAUCCCUAAGUCUUGUUUGUAAGCAACACAAAGGGGCCAUACUCACUCUGUUGAACGCAUUGAUUUUUUCCUUUUUUGAACACAGUUGUAAUUUCCAUCUGAAAUCCCAGCGCCACCCAAAAAUGAGAGGUUUGUAGUGCUGAUAACUUUACUCAGACUUACAUUUUUAGCCACCAACACAUCGCAUUUCAGUCUAGUACUGUUGCUAUAGUUUCUGUUCCUUGAACGUAGCUCAAGUAAGGAUUUCCUAAUAUAAAAAUUGUAGAAGGCACUUUAUUGAAAUUUGAAAAUUGUAUCUAGCGUCAAACCGGUGAUUUUUGGGGUUGCAGUCAGUGACUCAACUGCAGGUUAGCCGAGCUUUGCUGCGUUUUAGAAACAUGAAUCAUAAAUAAAAGAAUGGUUACUGUUGAGCUCUCUUUGUUUUUGUGGUGGACAUACAACUCACAGUUUGUUUCCCAGAGGAAUUCCUCUUUUCCUGUUUGCCCCUCCCCAUUAUUUCCUUCGUGUUAAUAUUUUGAAUAUCACAUCUGUAUUAUUAAUUUAAAGGUCAGCAAGGGUAGGACAAAACAGUCCUCAGUGCGAUACCUACUAUGACUCAUCAAAUUCACAACUUCUGUUAUGAUGUUUUCUGUCUCAUUUGCAUUUGUAGCAUUACAAUUAAAUUCUCUUUAAAAAAAUAAAUAAAUAAGUAUAGUUUAAUGCAUAGGCUGCACUUCUAAAGAAACUCCUGGAGUGGAUUAAUUUAUCAGUGUGUUUAUCAGGGUUUGCUCUGGGGAUGUGCUGUCACCAACACCUUUUUGUUUUGAAUUUUUGUACAAAAUCCAUCAUCCAAACAUGUACAGCCAUGUUGCUUGCCAUGACAUAAUUUUAUUCCAUGUUGUGGCUAUGGGUGGUUGCACCUGGUAGCAGUAAAGUUUUUGGGUGGUGUGCUGAAGGCUCCCGAGACCAACGCUCCUUCUCUUUUGUGUCAUAACUGCGUAAAUGUAAAUAUGGUGCCUCAAAAUUGCUUGGAAAUGGUGAAGACAUGCAGUAUCAGACAGUGGCAACCCUGAACUACUAUUUUAUGCUAUUUAAUAUCAACAAUGAGGAAAUAAGCUUCAUACCAACUUCAUGAUGAUGGUGCUUGUAUCACAGUGUACGUUUGUGUGAACAGGAACAACUUGAUGUGAUUUCCUGGAAUGACAAUAUAAAAAUGUUUUUAUCUUUGUAAUAGAA
This is a messenger RNA of Myripristis murdjan (pinecone soldierfish), 2447 nucleotides long. It is a transcript of the gene xpa, whose product is annotated as xeroderma pigmentosum, complementation group A. Gene Ontology annotation, cellular component: nucleotide-excision repair factor 1 complex. The record is from RefSeq and is a predicted model, not a curated record. Bases 123 to 959 code for a protein of 278 amino acids. The transcript is spliced from 5 exons. Gene Ontology annotation, biological process: nucleotide-excision repair involved in interstrand cross-link repair; nucleotide-excision repair, DNA damage recognition; UV-damage excision repair. Gene Ontology annotation, molecular function: damaged DNA binding. NCBI's taxonomy places the organism in Eukaryota, Metazoa, Chordata, Actinopteri, Holocentriformes, Holocentridae.